This is a messenger RNA of Nematolebias whitei (Rio pearlfish), 4034 nucleotides long. Its product is annotated as angiotensin-converting enzyme. The record is from RefSeq and is a predicted model, not a curated record. Gene Ontology annotation, molecular function: metallopeptidase activity; peptidyl-dipeptidase activity. NCBI's taxonomy places the organism in Eukaryota, Metazoa, Chordata, Actinopteri, Cyprinodontiformes, Rivulidae. Gene Ontology annotation, cellular component: plasma membrane. The transcript has 25 exons. The coding region runs from base 121 to 3891 and encodes 1256 amino acids. Gene Ontology annotation, biological process: proteolysis.
CCAGCAGCCAAGCUGGAAGAGACACACAGGAGGAGACAAACAUUUAGUUGGAGAAUUAUUUAAGGUACUGCAGUAGUACCUUAGUUCUUCUUUCCACUCUGCCUGAAGUUGCAGCGAACCAUGGACAGAUUAGUCAGGUCCCUGCUGCUGCUGCUGCCUGUCUUGGUGCUGAGUGAAGCUCUGCAAGAGAGCUGGCAGCCAGGAAACUACACAAACAGCACCUCUGAUGCACUCAGGUUCCUCAGUGACUACAACAGCACUGCUGAGGAGGUGUUCUACUACAGCACGUCUGCCACCUGGAACUACGACUCUAACAUAACUGAAUACAACUCCAAGCUUGAGGUCAAAGCAGAACUUGAAGAACAAGCCUUUACUGAAGCCUGGGGAGUCAAAGCCAAGGAGACCUUUUCAGAUAAAUUUCUGGACUCUCUUCCAAACCCUAAAGACAAAAGGCUGAUGGGAAACAUCAAGGUGCUGGGUGCUGCCAACCUCCCACAGGCUGAAAGAGAAGAGUUCAACACCAUCCUCAGCACCAUGGAAGGUAUUUAUUCCACAGCUAAAGUACACCCUGAGCCAAACAUCAGCUGGAGCAUGGACCCUGAUCUCACAGAAAUUAUGGCUAAAAACAGAAGCUACAAGCAGUUGCUGUUUGCUUGGGAAGGCUGGCACAAUGCAGCAGGUGUGCCUGUGAAACAGUAUUACCCAAGAUAUGUAGAGCUCAGCAACAAAGCUGCACAAGCUGAUGGAUAUGAAGACACCGGAGCAUAUUGGCGCUCUUGGUAUGAAAGUGAAACUUUUGAGCAGGAUAUAGAGAAACUCUUCAAGACCAUCAAGCCACUCUACCUGAACCUGCACGCCUUUGUGCGCCGUCAGCUCUACAACUUCUAUGGCCCCAAGUAUAUCAAUCUAAAAGGACCAAUCCCUGCCCACCUGUUGGGAAAUAUGUGGGCCCAGACUUGGGAUAACAUUUAUGAUAUGAUGACACCAUUUCCUAAGAAACCCAACCUGGAUGUGACAAAUGAAAUGGUCAAACAAGGCUACAAUGUCACUCGCAUGUUCCAUGUGGCUGAGGAGUUCUUCACAUCUUUGGGUUUAGAGGCGAUGCCCAGAGAGUUCUGGGAAAAAUCUAUGUUUGUUAAGCCUAAAGACAGAGAGGUUGUGUGUCAAGGAUCUGCUUGGGAUUUUUUAAACCACAAAGAUUUCAGGAUUAUGAUGUGCACCACAGUGACGAUGGAACAGCUCAUCACUGUUCAUCAUGAAAUGGGACACAUCCAAUAUUUCCUGCAGUACAAGGACCAGCAUGUGGGCUUCCGUGACGGAGCCAACCCUGGUUUCCAUGAAGCUAUUGGUGACCUUAUGGCUCUUUCAGUUUCCACACCAAACCAUCUGCACAAAAUCAACCUGCUGGAGUCUGCAUCUGAUGCUGAAACUGAUCUUAACUUCUUAUUGAAGAUGGCUCUGGACAAGAUAGCCUUCCUUCCUUUUGGCUACCUCAUUGAUCACUGGAGAUGGAAUGUGUUCAGUGGAAGUACCACUCCAGACAAUUACAACUCUGAUUGGUGGCACCUCAGAACAAAAUACCAAGGAAUUUGUCCACCAACCAGACGUACAGAUGAGCAAUUUGAUCCUGGUGCAAAAUAUCAUAUCCCUGGGGACACACCAUACAUCAGGUAUUUUGUCAGCUACAUUCUGCAAUUCCAGUUCCAUGAGAGAUUGUGCCAGGCUGCCAACCACACAGGUCCCCUGCACACAUGUGACAUCUACCAAUCUGCAGAAGCAGGAGCCAUUCUAAAGAAACUUCUUCAAGCUGGCUCUUCCAAACCUUGGCCUGAUGUGCUUGAAGAUGCUAUGGGCACCAGGGAGAUGAGUGCCAGCUCACUGAUGAAAUACUUUGAACCUGUAACUAAGUGGCUGGAGAAACAAAAUGUGAACGAGACCUUGGGAUGGCCUGAAUAUGCUUGGGUUCCACCAAUUCCUGAGGGCUACCCUCAAGAUAUUGGUAAGAAUUUGCAGCUAACCAUGGACAGAUUGGUCAGGCCCCUGCUGCUGCUACUGCCUGUCUUGGUGCUGAGUGAAGCUCUGCCAAAGAGCUGGCAGCCAGGAAACUACACAAACAGCACCUCUGACGCACUCAGGUUCCUCAGUGACUACAACAGCACUGCUGAGGAGGUGUUCUUCUACAGCACGUCUGCCACCUGGAACUACGACUCUAACAUAACAGAAUACAACUCCAAGCUUCAGGUCAAAGCAGAACUUGAAGAACAAGCCUUUACUGAAGCCUGGGGAGUCAAAGCCAAGGAGACCUUUUCUGAAACAUUUCUGGACUCUCUUCCAAACCCUAAAGACAAGAGGCUGAUGAAAAACCUCAAGGUGCUGGGUGCUGCCAACCUCCCACAGGCUGAAAGAGAAGAGUUCAACACCAUCCUCAGCACCAUGGAAGGUAUUUAUUCCACAGCUAAAGUACACCCUGAGCCAAACAUCAGCUGGAGCAUGGAUCCUGAUCUCACAGAAAUCAUGGCUAGAAACAGAAGCUACAAGCAGUUGCUGUUUGCUUGGGAAGGCUGGCACAAUGCAGCAGGUGUGCCUGUGAAACGGUAUUACCCAAGAUUUGUGGAGCUCAUCAACAAAGCUGCACAAGCUGAUGGAUUUGAAGACACUGGAGCAUACAGGCGAUCUUGGUAUGAAACUAAAACUUUUGAACAGGAUCUAGAGAAACUCUUCAAGACCAUAAAGCCACUCUACCUGAACCUGCACGCCUUUGUGCGCCGUCAGCUCUACAACUUCUAUGGCCCCAAGUAUAUCAAUCUAAAAGGACCAAUCCCUGCCCACCUGUUGGGAAAUAUGUGGGCCCAGACUUGGGAAAACAUUUAUGAUAUGAUGAUACCAUUUCCUAAGAAACCCAACCUGGAUGUGACAAAUGAAAUGGUCAAACAAGGCUACAAUGUCACUCACAUGUUCCAUGUGGCUGAGGAGUUCUUCACAUCUUUGGGUUUAGAGGCGAUGCCCAGAGAGUUCUGGGAAAAAUCAAUCCUUGUUAAGCCUAAAGACAGAGAGGUUGUGUGUCAAGGAUCUGCUUGGGAUUUUUUAAACCACAAAGAUUUCAGGAUUAUGAUGUGCACCACAGUGAAGAUGGAACUGCUCAUCACUGUUCAUCAUGAAAUGGGACACAUCCAAUAUUUCCUGCAGUACAAGGACCAGCAUGUGGGCUUCCGCAAUGGAGCCAACCCUGGUUUCCAUGAAGCUAUUGGUGACCUUAUGGCUCUUUCAGUUUCCACACCAAACCAUCUGCACAAAAUCAACCUGCUGGAGUCUGCAUCUGAUGCUGAAACUGAUCUUAACUUCUUAUUGAAGAUGGCUAUGGCGAAGAUAGCCUUCCUUCCUUUUGGCUACCUCAUUGACCUCUGGAGAUGGAGUGUGUUCAGUGGAAGUACCACUCCAGACAAUUACAACUCUGAUUGGUGGCGCCUCAGAACAAAAUACCAAGGAAUUUGUCCACCCACCAGACGUACAGAAGAGCAUUUUGAUCCUGGUGCAAAAUAUCAUAUCCCUGGGGACACACCAUACAUCAGGUAUUUUGUCAGCUACAUUCUGCAAUUCCAGUUCCAUGAGAGAUUGUGUCAGGCUGCCAACCACACAGGUCCCCUGCACACAUGUGACAUCUACCAAUCUGCAGAAGCAGGAGCCAUUCUAAAGAAACUUCUUCAGGCUGGCUCUUCCAGACCUUGGCCUGAUGUGCUUGAAGAUGCUAUAGGCACCAGGGAGAUGAGUGCCAGCUCACUGAUGAAAUACUUUGAACCUGUAACUAAGUGGCUGGAGAAACAAAAUGUGAAUGAGACCUUGGGAUGGCCUGAAUUUGCUUGGGUUCCACCAAUUCCUGAGGACUACUCCUGAAGAUACUGCUUGAUUCAAUGCAACUUCUGGAAGAACAUAGCUGAAGUGGUGUGGAGCACAUUCACAACCUCCUGGGCAAAAAGACGUUGUAGUGAGAAUGGUUCUCAAACGGCUUCAUAAAAGGCUUCGUCAUUCAUCUCAUC